Molecule: messenger RNA, 966 nt
Organism: Triticum turgidum subsp. durum (durum wheat)
Lineage: Eukaryota; Viridiplantae; Streptophyta; Magnoliopsida; Poales; Poaceae
Source: the annotation of a GenBank genome assembly
AUGGAGGGUGCGGAGAGCUGCGGCAAGAGCGUGACGACUGAGGAGGAGGUGGUGAAGCCGGAGUACGAGCAGGGAGAGGUGAUGAUGAUGCAGGAGCAGGGCGGAGGUGCUGCGGCGGCGGCGGCGGAGGAAGCCAUGGCGCCGGCCCAGAUCGACGUGAGGAUGGACGUGGCUCUGCUCCACUGCCAGGCCUGCCUCCUCCCCCUCAAGCCCCCCGUGUUCAAGUGCGAGGCCGCCGGGCACGUGGUGUGCUGCUUCUGCCGCGCCGGCCACGCGGGGCUCUGCAGCCGCGCCAGCGCCCACUGCGGCGAGCUCGACGCCGUCGUCGGCGCCGUCAAGGUGCCCUGCCCCUACAGGGCGUUCGGCUGCGAGCGCUACCUGGUGUACCACGACGCCGCGGACCACCAGCGCGCGUGCCGGUGCGCGCCCUGCUCCUGCCCGGAGCCCGGCUGCGUCUUCGUGGGCUCCCGCGCCAUGCUCCUCGGCCACUUCGCCGCCGGCCACCAGCGCCCCGCCGUCACGGUCCGCUACGGCCGGGCCUGGAACCUGAGCCUCUCCCUGGCGCACCGCUGGCACGCGCUCGUCGGGGACGAGGACCGCAGCGUGUUCCUCGUGUCCCUCGGCCCGCUCGGCGCGGCCACCGCCGUGUCGCUGCUCUGCGUCCGGCCGGACGGCGAGGCCGGGGCGGCGCCCCGGUUCCGGUGCAAGCUCUCCGUGGAGCGCCCGGCGGGCGACGGCAAGGACAACCUGGUCCUCAUGGCCUCGGCGGUGAGCAGCAGCGCGCUGUCCACCGGCGCGCCGGCGCCGGGGCAGGGGAUGUUCUUGGCGGUGCCUAAGGAGCUGAUCUCCGGCGACACGCUCACGCUCAGCAUCCGGAUUGAUCUGAUCCAGCCUGCUGCUGCCGCUGCCGGCGGCGCUCCCAAGUCGGCAACACCGCAGGCCAGGACUCCGAGGAGGAUGCAGUGA